CUGAGAGGGGCGGAGGACACCUCCCUGGCCUCGGCGGUCAGUUGCGGGCGCGCUUCGCCCCCGGGCGCCCGCGCUCCCCGAUCCCGGCUGCCAGCUGCGGGCUUACAACUUUCUUCUUCUACCCAAACGAUCGUGCCUUUCGCAGGGCUUUGGCUGGCCCUUGGCGUCUUUUGCAUAAAUGACUGGAACAGGCUUUCUUGCAGGGAUGCAUUUGGAGUGAUCUCAGCCCUGCUGAACUAAUGAUGUUGACCAUUGGAGAUGUUAUUAAACAACUGAUUGAAGCCCAUGAACAGGGGAAAGACAUUGAUCUCAAUAAGGUGAAAACCAAGACAGCUGCCAAAUACGGCCUGUCAGCACAGCCCCGCCUGGUGGAUAUCAUUGCUGCAGUCCCACCUCAGUAUCGAAAGGUCUUAGUCCCCAAGUUAAAGGCAAAGCCCAUCAGAACUGCCAGCGGGAUUGCUGUUGUGGCUGUGAUGUGCAAACCCCAUAGAUGUCCACACAUCAGUUUUACAGGAAAUAUAUGUGUAUAUUGUCCUGGUGGACCUGAUUCAGAUUUUGAAUAUUCAACCCAGUCUUAUACUGGAUAUGAGCCAACCUCCAUGCGUGCUAUUCGUGCUAGAUAUGAUCCUUAUCUGCAGACAAGACACCGAAUAGAACAGCUAAAGCAGCUUGGUCACAGUGUGGAUAAAGUGGAGUUUAUUGUGAUGGGUGGAACGUUUAUGGCCCUCCCAGAAGAAUACAGAGAUUAUUUUAUUAGAAAUUUACAUGAUGCCUUAUCAGGACAUACUUCAAACAAUAUUUACGAGGCAGUCAAGUAUUCUGAGAGAAGCCUCACAAAGUGCAUUGGAAUUACCAUUGAGACCAGACCAGAUUAUUGUAUGAAGCGACAUUUAAGUGACAUGCUGACCUAUGGCUGCACAAGGCUGGAGAUUGGGGUGCAGAGUGUCUAUGAAGAUGUCGCCAGAGAUACCAACAGGGGCCACACUGUGAAGGCAGUAUGUGAAUCCUUCCACCUGGCCAAAGAUUCUGGUUUCAAAGUUGUCGCUCAUAUGAUGCCUGAUCUGCCAAAUGUGGGACUAGAGAGAGACAUUGAACAGUUUAUAGAGUUUUUUGAGAACCCAGCUUUUCGCCCUGAUGGUUUGAAACUCUACCCAACCCUGGUGAUUCGUGGAACUGGACUUUAUGAGCUGUGGAAAUCAGGAAGGUAUAAGAGUUACUCUCCUAGUGACCUGAUUGAGUUGGUGGCUCGGAUCCUAGCCCUUGUGCCUCCAUGGACAAGGGUAUACCGUGUGCAAAGAGAUAUUCCAAUGCCCUUAGUCACCUCAGGAGUUGAGCAUGGAAACUUGAGAGAGUUGGCAUUUGCAAGAAUGAAAGACCUUGGAAUACAGUGUCGAGAUGUGAGAACCAGAGAGGUUGGAAUCCAAGAAAUUCACCACAAAGUACGACCAUACCAGGUUGAGUUGGUAAGGAGAGAUUAUGUUGGAAAUGGUGGCUGGGAAACAUUCUUGUCGUAUGAAGACCCAGAUCAAGACAUUUUGAUCGGCCUCCUACGAUUACGAAAGUGUUCUGAAGAAACAUUUCGUUACGAGUUGGUUGGAGGUGUUUCCAUCGUCCGAGAGCUUCAUGUGUAUGGCAGUGUUGUCCCUGUGAGCAGUCGGGAUCCUACCAAAUUUCAGCAUCAGGGCUUUGGCAUGCUGCUGAUGGAAGAAGCAGAAAGAAUAGCAGUAGAAGAACAUGGAUCUGGUAAAAUAGCUGUUAUAUCAGGAGUUGGCACCAGGAACUACUACAGAAAACUAGGUUACCGAUUGCAAGGACCAUACAUGGUAAAGACACUCAGAUAAUGGUCCUGCCUGCCUACCUUGUUGCAGCAUCCACCCGGGCAGAAAACGAGUCAAAACUUCUCAGAGAUUUGUCAGAUCAGCUGAACAAAGCAGUGGACCCAGCUUGUCCCCAUGACUCAAGCCUCACCUUCAGCCUGCACUCGAGACUGAAAAGUGCUUUCAGAACCUAGCUGGGCAUUUGCAGAUCAGACCCUAAGAGCCUGCCUCUUGUGCUGGGGACCUGGUAACACCAUCCUCUCUGUGUCCCCAAAGAAGUUACUUCAGUUUUCCAGGCUUAAGUCGUGUAUCCAGUCUCUCCUUUCUUCAUGAAGUCUGCAAGUGACCUGCUGUGACUCAGACACGGUGACAAAAGCGAAUUAAUCAACUUAUAAUCAGCACCGUACUUCAUGAAAUAGAACUAGCUAUUGUCAUCUGAGGAGUAGGUUAUUUAUAGACUCUAGGGCAGGAAGUCAGGUUGGAACAGAGGGAGAAUUGUCAGGCAUUGAUUCUGACUACAUAUGCAUUCAAACAUGAAUUUUUUUUUUUUUUUUUGAAGGGAAGUCAUUCUGGUUAUUGCUAGUGUUUGAAAUAACUGGAGGGAGAGUGGAGUUGAAUUUGUAGGUUUUUGUGUUUUCAACUUGAAACCAGCCUGUCCCAUUUGGGAGCUUACUGUCCACAGUGUGCCUGGACAAAUAGCCUUUUUUUACAUUUUGUACCCUUUGUAUUUCCCAGUCGUGACAGCUGCAAAAUAGUAUGGGCAGCAUCUGGGCAGCUUGUGUGACCACAGAUCAAGAAUCAUUUCCACAGAUGUUCUCUGCAUUUAUGUUGUUUGGCCUUUGUGUGUUUUUAACCAGCUCAGUUCUGGCUUGUGAUGUGUAGAGAUUAAACCUGGGACAUCAGA
Molecule: messenger RNA, 2721 nt
Organism: Erinaceus europaeus (western European hedgehog)
Lineage: Eukaryota; Metazoa; Chordata; Mammalia; Eulipotyphla; Erinaceidae
Gene: ELP3
Product: elongator acetyltransferase complex subunit 3
Exons: 15
Coding region: 240-1841 (533 amino acids)
Biological process (GO): tRNA wobble base 5-methoxycarbonylmethyl-2-thiouridinylation
Cellular component (GO): elongator holoenzyme complex; nucleus; cytoplasm
Molecular function (GO): iron-sulfur cluster binding; acyltransferase activity, transferring groups other than amino-acyl groups
Source: RefSeq, a predicted model, not a curated record